Molecule: messenger RNA, 2237 nt
Organism: Cannabis sativa
Lineage: Eukaryota; Viridiplantae; Streptophyta; Magnoliopsida; Rosales; Cannabaceae
Product: galacturonosyltransferase 8
Exons: 3
Coding region: 226-1896 (556 amino acids)
Molecular function (GO): polygalacturonate 4-alpha-galacturonosyltransferase activity
Source: RefSeq, a predicted model, not a curated record
CCGUGUGGGUCGUCACUCGUUGCCAGUUCAGUAAUCUCUCCACCAUUUUUUGUUUUAAUUUCAGAUAAUAUUAAUUAAUUAAUUAAUAAUAAUAAAUAUAUAUAAAUUAAUUAAUUUCUGUUCUUUUUCUUCUUCUUCACUUUCUUUCUCUGUAAUAAAGAAAGUGGUUUUUUGGGAGUGAAGAGAGGCCAAGUGUGAGAGAUCUCUCUCGUUGCCUAAUCGAUAAUGGCGAACCACAGAUUUGGUGGUGGCCGAACCUUUACCUUCUCCUUCAGAGCAUUCUCCUCUGCUAUUGCAGCUGCCGUCUUCUUCUUUUUCUGCUUUUCUUUCUUCUUCGCUUCUCACUCAGACUCCUCCGAUCCCAUCACCUUCGGUUUUAGUUCUGGUUCUUAUGGGGUUGAAUCUACAAGAAGGUCGAUGCUGGCUCUUAAAUCAGACCCUCUCAAGCCUCGGCUUGACCAGAUCCGUAAACAAGCCGAAGAUCACAAAUCCCUGGCGCUCACUUAUGCAGUCUUUGCGCGGAAGCUCAAACUUGAAAACUCUAAGCUUGUUAGGAUCUUUGCUGAACUCUCACAGAGCUACAAUGAUCUUCUUACGAAACCCGCCUAUCAAGCUCUGGUGGCUUCAGAUGCUCUCUCCAUUGAUGAGUCGGUGCUGCGCCAAUUUGAAAAGGAGGUGAAAGAACGAAUCAAAGUCACCAGACAGGUGAUUUCCGAAGCCAAAGAAUCUUUUGAUAACCAGCUCAAGAUUCAGAAGCUUAAGGAUACGAUUUUCCAAGUGAAUGAGAUGUUGUCAAAGGCUAAGAAGCAAGGAGCGUUCUCUAGUUUAAUUGCGGCCAAAUCUAUUCCCAAAAGCUUGCAUUGCGUUGCAAUGCGAUUGAUGGAGGAGCGGAUUGCUCAUCCUGAAAAGUAUUCAGAUGAAGGGAAGCCAAAGGCUCCAGAACUUGAGGAUCCAAAUCUGUAUCACUAUGCUAUAUUUUCCGAUAAUGUGGUUGCUGCCUCGGUGGUGGUUAAUUCGGCAGUAAAGAAUGCAAAGGAGCCAUGGAAGCAUGUGUUCCAUGUUGUCACUGAUAAGAUGAACCUUGGAGCAAUGCAAGUUAUGUUCAAAUUAAAGGAUUAUAAAGGGUCACAUAUUGAGGUGAAAGCUGUUGAAGAUUACGAAUUCUUGAAUUCUUCUUAUGUACCUGUCCUUAGGCAACUAGAAUCUGCGAAUUUACAGAAGUUUUAUUUCGAGAAUAAGCUCGAGAAUGCUACUAAAGACACAACCAAUAUGAAGUUUAGAAACCCGAAAUAUCUCUCCAUAUUAAACCAUCUGAGGUUUUACUUGCCAGAGAUGUACCCAAAAUUGCAUAGAAUUCUGUUUUUGGAUGAUGAUAUUGUAGUUCAAAAGGACUUGACAGGGUUAUGGAAAAUCGAUAUGGAUGGUAAGGUGAACGGGGCAGUCGAAACUUGUUUUGGGUCGUUCCAUCGAUACGCACAAUACAUGAAUUUCUCACACCCUUUGAUUAAGGAAAAGUUUAAUCCAAAGGCCUGUGCUUGGGCUUAUGGAAUGAACUUCUUCGAUUUGGAUGCGUGGAGAAGGGAAAAGUGCACAGAAGAGUAUCACUACUGGCAAAAUCUGAAUGAGAACCGUACCUUGUGGAAGUUGGGAACAUUACCACCAGGUCUUAUCACAUUCUACUCUACCACAAAGCCAUUAGACAAGUCAUGGCAUGUUCUGGGACUGGGCUACAAUCCAAGCAUUAGCAUGGAGGAGAUCACCAACGCAGCAGUGGUUCACUUCAAUGGGAAUAUGAAACCCUGGCUUGACAUUGCUAUGAACCAGUUUAAGCCACUUUGGACAAAGUAUGUGGACUACGAAUUGGACUUUGUCCAAGCAUGCAAUUUCGGCAUCUAAACAAGUAGAGAGUCCAUACUUGAAUGAAAAAGAUCUUUGCUAGUACUACAAUCCAAUCCAGCAGUCCCCACAGCUAAUCUAAUAUUUUCAUGGGGUUCCAUAGCUAGUGCUUAGUCAUAUUAUAUUAGUGAACCUUUGUUAUCCCAUAUAAUAGAGGAAAAUUUGCAUCAAUCCAAGUGUAGCAUAUUUCUUUCAUCAUAUUAAAUAUUAUUUUAGGGUUUUUCUUUUUUUCCUUUCAAAAUGUCUAUAGGAGUAUAAUAAAUUUGCAGUUGUUAAAUUAUUUAUUGGGAGUAGUUUGCCUAAGGCAAUUAUGAGUAAUUUUGCUGUUUGUUCUGUCUAAA